CAUCUCAUUCCACGAUAAUGGAUUUCAAUUCUCACUUUCAGACAACUCUCCUGCUCUUGUGUCUGCUGCUUCUCUAUAGAAUUUUCUUCAGAAAAAAAGCAGCGAGGAAUUAUAAAUCCGGAAAAGUCGGUGCUCCGGAACCAACCGGAGCAUGGCCAGUCCUUGGUCAUCUCCACAUGCUACAAGGACCAGACCCUGUUUGUAAGAAGCUGGGAGCGAUGGCAGACAAAUACGGCCCAAUCUACUCACUCAAGCUCGGUAACUACAGGCUGCUGGUGGUGAGUAGUUGGGAGGUUGCCAAGGAUUGCUUCACCACAAACGACAGAGCUCUGGCGACCCGGCCAAGCAUAGCUGCCGGAAAAUAUUUGGGUUAUAACAACGCCAUCUUAGCCCUUGCUCCUUAUGGAGAUUACUGGCGCUACAUCCGCAAGGUGGCCACCAUCGAGCUUUUCUCCGCCCACCGCCUCGAGCAGCUCAGUCACGUGCGGUUUUCGGAAGUUGGGUUAUUCAUCAAAGAUCUGUUCAAGCUUUGCAACGGCAGUUGGGUGGAGGUGGAUAUGAGCAAACUUCUGGAAGGCUUGACAUUCAACCUAAUCCUGCGGAUGAUUGCCAAUGAAAUUGGAAGUGUUGGUCAGAGAGUGCAAGUGGCGAGUGUUGCUAGCAUUGCUCUUCUUCUAUAACCUUUUCCUGAGGCCGGUGUGGUUGGAGAUACAUUUUAUUAAUAAAAAUUUUAUUGUCAU
Rubroshorea leprosula is the source of this 740-nucleotide messenger RNA. Lineage: Eukaryota; Viridiplantae; Streptophyta; Magnoliopsida; Malvales; Dipterocarpaceae. The record is from the annotation of a GenBank genome assembly.